GAUUAAGGCGAUUGAAAGUGCGACCAAAGAGGACGACACUAAGUGGCUCACGUACUGGGUGGUGUACGGACUCUUCAGCGUGGCCGAGUUCUUCGCUGACAUCUUCCUCUCCUGGUUCCCCUUCUACUAUAUUGGAAAGUGUGCCUUCCUCGUGUGGUGCAUGGCUCCCACUCCCUCCAACGGAUCGGAUAAGAUUUACAACCGCAUCAUCCGGCCGUUUUUCCUCAAGAACGAAGGCAAGAUCGACGACGCCAUGAAGAACAUCAAGGACAAGGCGACAGAAGCUGCCGACAAGUUCAAAGAUGAGGCAAAGAAAGCCACAGCGAACAUCAUGUUCGAGGAGAAGAAAAGCUCGUAAGGAGGAGACGUGGCGUCUGCAGUGAGGUCCUCUGGAGCCGAUUCUGUUACAGAUCUAAUGUUGCCUUUAAUGCUCGUUUUUAAGAUCGUAUGUUCAGUACGUGUAGCCUUUCACCUGUAUCUAUAUUAAAGCCAUUCUCCGGGUCAGUUCACUUAUUUAAGGUCGCCCUCUGGAGGGCUGAGAGAUAUCUGUACGCUGGUCCUGAGACACUUCAUGAACCAAAUAAAAACUAACUGGCUGAA
Labrus bergylta (ballan wrasse) is the source of this 600-nucleotide messenger RNA. Lineage: Eukaryota; Metazoa; Chordata; Actinopteri; Labriformes; Labridae. The record is from RefSeq and is a predicted model, not a curated record.